GGAGGGAGGAGAAGAUCCACAGCCGCAGGUCCAUCGCCAUCACGGCUCUCAUCACAGAGUUUAAGGAGAGAAAGAGGGCAGGCCAGGUUUUAAAGUUUGAACCUUGCAGAAGUGCCACUUGGAGAAGGAAACUAGGAUUUUCUUUACCUUUUUAUGCUCUACUGUUUGUACUUAAAAGCGUUAUUUCUUUUGCUUCCUCGUAGUUAAAUACGAAUUACUUACUAAUUGAGUGCUAAGCACAGUGAGAGAGAGGGAGAGAGAAAGAGAGAGAGAAAGAGGAAGAAGAUAAAAAGCUGGGAAAAAGUUGAGAGGCGGAGGAGAAAGCCACUGAAGAAUGAAACUCUGCACCACCAGCAGAGUCGGAGCACAACUUCAUCAUCACCAGCUUUGGCUUUCACUUACUGCUUCUGCUUGUAACGGUCAAAUUCAGUCAAGAUGGGAAAUUGUGGGACGAGGGAGGAAUCAGCUGUGGUAACGAAUGCUCAAGUUCAGCAGCUGAGCACUCUGUCUUCGUCAGUGAAGAACGGCGAGAAGAAGCAGAAUCACAGCCGUUCGAUUUCAGAUCUGAGCGAUCCUUCAACCCCACGCAACUUCGAGGACGCGCGGAAGAAUGCGGUGCUGUACACGCACGUCAUCGCCUUCACCCUCUUCGAGCUCGAGACCAUCACCAAGAGCUUCCGCUCCGACUACAUUUUGGGGGAAGGUGGGUUCGGGACUGUGUACAAAGGCUACAUUGACGAGAAUGUGAGGGUUGGGCUCAAGUCUCUGCCCGUCGCCGUCAAGGUCCUCAACAAGGAGGGCCUUCAGGGCCACCGCGAAUGGCUGACGGAGGUCAACUUUCUCGGUCAGCUCCGCCAUCCCAAUCUCGUGAAAUUGAUUGGAUAUUGUUGCGAGGACGAUCACAGAUUGCUUGUUUACGAGUUCAUGUUUCGAGGGAGCCUUGAGAAUCACUUGUUCCGGAAGGCAACUGUUCCAUUGUCGUGGGGAACCAGGAUGAUGAUUGCUCUGGGAGCUGCCAAGGGACUUGCUUUUCUUCACAAUGCUGAAAGGCCAGUUAUUUACCGGGACUUCAAGACUUCUAAUAUCUUGUUGGACUCUGAUUAUGCUGCCAAGCUCUCUGAUUUUGGGCUUGCUAAAGCUGGACCCCAAGGGGAUGAAACCCAUGUAUCAACUCGGGUUAUGGGUACCUAUGGAUAUGCAGCCCCUGAAUAUGUAAUGACUGGCCACCUGACUGCCAGGAGUGAUGUAUACAGCUUUGGAGUCGUUCUCCUUGAGCUUUUGACAGGAAGGAGAUCUGUUGACAAGACGAGACCGAGCAAGGAGCAGAACUUGGUAGAUUGGGCACGGCCAAAACUGAACGACAAGAGAAAGUUGCUACAAAUAAUUGACCCUAGGCUGGAUAAUCAGUACUCAGUUAGGGCAGCACAGAAAGCCUGCAGCUUGGCAUACUAUUGUCUCAGCCAAAACCCCAAAGCAAGGCCCUUAAUGAGUGAUGUAGUUGAAACUCUAGAGCCUCUACAAAGUUGUAACGAACCAAGUGAAUCAUCAACGGGUGGACCAUUUGCGAUGAGCAGAAUCCCUGAGUAUCGAAUGCAUCACAGGUUUCCUAACAAUGUAGGUCCAGGUGCUGUUUGUCGAUCCCCCAACCCAAACUAUUCGCCAGGAGGUCCUGCAGCAUGCAGAGUUAGAUGAGAAUGUCAUCUAUAUGUAUACAUGUUUGUACUUUGUAUGCGUUAUCCCCCGACCUUUUUUUGCAAUGACAGAAUUUGCUUGUUAAAUUAUGGAUGCAUAUGUCAUUGUUUUCCAUAUACAUAGGGUUGCCGUGUUCCUCUA
Molecule: messenger RNA, 1833 nt
Organism: Prunus dulcis (almond)
Lineage: Eukaryota; Viridiplantae; Streptophyta; Magnoliopsida; Rosales; Rosaceae
Product: probable serine/threonine-protein kinase PBL8
Exons: 5
Coding region: 436-1692 (418 amino acids)
Biological process (GO): protein phosphorylation
Molecular function (GO): protein kinase activity; ATP binding
Source: RefSeq, a predicted model, not a curated record